UUCACAGGGACUUUGAAUCAUCAACUGGACACGCAGCCUAAGUUUGUGCAUCAGGCCAGACAACAAAAUACAAACAAUAGUUAAUUCUAACCAACCAUGUUGUGCAAUUUAACCAACUGGUAUAUUGCACACUGGUGGCAAUGCCAGGCCACCAAUGUGGUGCAGUCACUAGUUCUUUAACUAACCCAGUUAAGCAUGUUGUGUGAAUGCAAAGUCUGUCUCCAGGUCACUGUAGUGUUUAUACCAUCAGGUCCUAACAGCAGCACAAAAGCAGCAGUUUUUUCUGCUUUUGUGAUGGAGUUUCCGCCUUGUUCCUACAGAUUUGCCUUCAUCUCCCCAGACCGUGAGAGAGACAGGUCUUUAAUUUUAACAGGAUUAAAGUACAGUAAUAGUUUUCCUCUUAUUUCAUCACCAUCCAAGGGCACCCUCAAGGUGUAUUAAAUCUGUUACGCUUAACUUGGAGGCUAAGUCAGGGACCAGCAGUAGAGAAGAAUGGAGUAAUGUAGCCAUACAAUAAAGAUAGAACUAGUACUCCUGGGUGUGCUUCUUGUCUGGCUACCUUGCAAGGCUGGCACCCAGACUCCCUUCUGGUCUCCAAUCAACCAAUCCUGCCAUGGGCACACUGGGCAUGGGGAAGGUCAAGAUGUGCUCCAGAAGUGGAGAUGACUGCUUUUGACUUUUCUGUUGUUACUAAGCCUUUGAUCUUUUGUCUGGAGAAAAAUCAAAGAAUAGCAGUAGUUGUUUCAUCCUCUUGAGUUUUUGAUUGGAAGUAUCAUCCUCCAAUAAGCUGCUUGCCCAUUCUUCUAACUUCAGCUUCACUUCUGUACUGUUGCCAAAAAACAACCUCUGUAGAUUUGCCCAUCUGAUCACCAGUGGUUGGGUGGGUCUUGAAGAAGACACUGUCCAUUGCUUUUGGAAUCUCCACUAAAUGUUGACACAGGGAUCACCCCAAUGGAGUAGGUUUGCCUUAGUGAUCAAUACUGGCUUUCAGUCACAAUUUGAGAGUCCCUUCGGAGCUGAGCAUUUUUGCCUUCAUUCUUCUUGGUUGCUUCUCUCACAUUCCUCCUCAACUGGGUUUCCAUGCUUACUGUUCUCUGUGUGGUGAUGCUGGCUCCUUAACAUUUCUCUGGCCACCAUUUUUAUAGCUUCAUGAAAAUGGUUUCCUGCAGAAGCACCUGUCUCCCUGCAGAACACCAGAUACAGUCAGCGUGGUGUAGUGGUUAAGGUGUUGGAUUGGCACUGGGGAGACCCAGGUUCUAGGCCCCUCUCAACCAUGGAAGCUUCCUGGGGGACUCUGGGCCAUCCUCCCUCUGAGCCCAAGAACAAUUGUGGGAUAGUAGUGAAGGGGCUGAACUAGGAAUGGGGAGGUCCAAAUUCAAGUCCCCCCUCAGCCACAGGAUCUCUCUGUGGGCUUUGGGCCACUCUUUCACUCCAGUGUAGAGCGGUGAGAAGGUGCUGGACUAGAAGUGGGGAGAUCCUGGACUAGAAAUGGAGAGAAACUGAAUGGGUGAUUUUGAGCCAGUCACUCCCACUCAGCCCAACCUACCUCACAGGGUGGUUAUUGAACUGCUGUUCGAAAGAUGAGAUAUAAAUCAAAUCAAAUAAUACCAAUGGAACCAUGUUAGCACCACUACUUGGCUACAGUCCUGAGUGGCACCCUUCCUAAGUUCUAUAGUUGGUAGAAGAAGUGGACCACCUUUCAGUUUAAAUGCUGACUAAUCAGGAUUUGUUAGACUCCCCCCCCCCCCCCCCCGGUCUGCUGUAAGGCUUUUCCAAGCACCAUUUUUAAAAUGGUGUCCUUCUGGCCUUUAAGCCCCCUUCCAGGGGUCACUGGUCAUGAGGUUAGCCUGUUUAAGGAGUCCUCUGCUGAAACAGCCUAGGCUGCGCUAUUCCUUCUGGCAGGUUUAGCCCUCACUGGCUGCCUCCAAACCAUCUCCACCGCUCUUUCUUUAGCAUCAGCGCCCCAUGCGAUUAAAGAUUCAGGAAGAUGAGCCAGCAGGGGAAACAAUCAGGGAAGUUCAGAAGAGGGAACACCUGGAAACGGGAAGAGACCCUUGCUCUGCUUGAGAUCUGGGGUGAGGCGAAGGUCCAGCAGGAGCUGAGGUUCAGCCAUCGGAAUCUGGACAUCUUUGAGAAAAUAUCCCAGGACUUGCGUACGAAGGGAUAUCAUCGAUCCGCCUUUGAGUGCAGAACCAAAACCAAGACUCUACGGCUGGAAUACAAGAGAGUGGUAGUUCAUAACUCCCGCUCUGGGAAUACCCCAGCGAUGUGCCCCUUCUUUCCCCAGCUGCACCGGAUUCUCCGAGGGGACGCUAGUGUGGCACCGAAACGGGUAGCGCGCAGCUUUACCCUCCGAUGGCCCAUGCCAAACCAGGUGCCCCAUCAAGACCACGGCGAUGUUGCUGCUGCUUUUGCUCAGCCUCUCCUGGAGAAAGACCUGGAAGUACAAGACAUACACAUGGGGGAUGGGGGAGAAUACCUCGCACAUCCAGAAUCAGCUCCUGAACAGACAGCUCACCCAGAGGGUCAUGUAAUUUUUUCUCCAGAGAAGGAAGAGGGGGAGGAGGAGGAAGAGGAGGAGGAAGAGCAAAAGGUAGAAGGACAGCAUAGUUUGGAUGCAAGGUUGCCGGAACAGGAGUUCAAGGUGGAAGGACAGCCGUGCGCACCUGGGCCUUCUGCUUCUGAGGAUCGAGGCACUCAUGUACCCAAACUGGCCACAUUAUCACCAGCUGCUAGAUUGUCCAUGUUGCGAAAUAAGAAGAGAAGAGCCCCUAUGGUGCAGAUCAUUGCUGACAGUAUUCUUCAAAACGCAGAAAAGGAUCGGGAGCUCCUUGCCCGGGAAUUAGCAGCAGAGCGGAAGCGUUCCGAUGCCUUCCUCCAGGUCUUGGAGAAUGAAGCCAGAGAGCGCUCCCUUGCACGUCAGGAGAUUUCAAGGCUGAACCAAGCGACUCUGCAGUCUCUACAGGUUCUUAAUGAAACGCUGCAGCAGCUGCUUCCCCCAACCCCUGUACCUUCCUCUUCUCGUGUGGAAGAUUAUUGUGACCAGCAAAGACUGAACCAGGCCCUCUGCAACCAGUCCAGGCCUGUUUCGGGCUCACCAGGCAAGGUAUCAUUUGGGGGAACUUGUCACACGUGACGCAAAGGAACAUCCAGCAGGACUUAGAUGUUCUCACCAGAGUCACUCCAGGAAGUUUCUUUUGCAGGACUUGAAUAAACAUCAGCCCUUAGCCUCCCCCUCAAAGGUAGGGAAGUAACACUACUGAACUCUGGUUGACUCAGAACACACAAGGUAGGUUUUGAGUUGGCCUCACAUUGUGAGAACAGUUGGCUGGGACCAAGAACUCGUAAGAGUUUUUAUGGCAUCUGAACACGGUGCCCCAUUGAUUGCACCAAACCCCACUGUUCCAGAAGGGGGUGCACUUCUCUCAUGACCUGCACUUGCCAACCAACCCCUAGGAUCACAUAGUGGAACAGCAGUUGCCCAAGCACUGUAUUUCCAAAUUUAGAAGCAAAUGGAGUCGGUUUCUAGUCACCAUAGCCCACCCAUUGCUGUGAGUGCCUACCACCUCCAUGCUCAAGAGUCAUUCAGAAUAUUCUGCCAUUCAUCUCCAAAUGAAACAAUGCCUACAAGAAGCAGAAAAAGUCAGUGACAGGCCAAUCACGUAUGUUCCCCAGGAAUGCUGCAAGAUUAGCCCAGGGAGCUGCUCGAUAGGCCACCAGUCUAGCUGUCCUGAACCUGGAUGACCUCUUCCACCGGCGUGGGCGCUGGGAACACAUCAUGAGGGGGAGCUAGCAAUUCCUGCAGCCAGGUCAUGGUGACCUGCACUGCAAGGUGUAGUAGCUAACAAAACACUUUCACAGAACAAGGCGGGCUGCCAUCUGGUGCUGCGGGAGUGAAUAUGGGGGCAGGGCAGGUGAUGUUCGUUUCUUCCCGGCUGUAGCAGUCCACCAGAGAAGCAGAACACCUCAAGGUGCUGUCUCAGAAGCCGUCUACAAUGCCAGAAUUUCCAGCAGGAUGGCAACGCAUUCACAAAUAAGAGGGAAAGCCAAGGAAGGCAGUAGGAAGCAGUGUCGACAAUGACUAGUGGUGUCCCGUUUGAGGAGUGCACACGAUAGAGUUCCCCUGAUCCUGCCUUCCCAGACCUGCACUCUCUGGGCGGUCCCAGCUGUCUUGGCAGGAUGCUGGGGGUGAUGGUCUCCGAAGGAGCAAGGACAGAAAUCUGGCCAGUGCGGUCCCUUGUGGAACGUCACUCCAGAGCUGCCUUCGGCAUAAAGGCCCCCGCCAUCUCUGGCCUCCUCAGUGGUGGUUCAUGAACUUGGGCCUCCCUAGGUAUUUGCCUUUGUGCAACACUCCUUGCAGUUCGCUGUUGUCUAAGUUGCAUUGCAGGAUUAUAUGCAGUUAGUAUUGCUACCUGUGUAGCAGCCUAAUAAAGUUCGUAAUCUCAAA
Messenger RNA from Python bivittatus (Burmese python), 4447 nucleotides. RefSeq lists its product as uncharacterized. Lineage: Eukaryota; Metazoa; Chordata; Lepidosauria; Squamata; Pythonidae. The record is from RefSeq and is a predicted model, not a curated record.